AUGUCACAGUUCUAUGCGCGAUAUGUGCCACCUGCCUCAAAAUCAGACAUCUCCAACGAAGCCUCAAGGUCGAGCGCGAAGAGAAAGAGCCAUGCAAAAGAAGACCUUGCUCCUCCGAAGCAGAAGAAGCAGCGCAAGGCAAUAGAUGAUGGAGUCAAGGUCGAGCCUGCAGCCUCCUCGAGGAACGACGGAGACGAGGCCACAGUGAAUCCCCGGACCAUAAAGGACAUUCCAGAAGGCGACACUCUACAGCCACAAGUGUCGAAGAGGGCAGGAAAUCCACAGCAGUCCGUUCCAGCGGAAGCAGCAAAGGCGGAGGUGAAGAAGAGUAAGAAGAAAUCCAGGCGAGAACCUCCGAUCGAGCCCGACAACACGGAAGACGCAGAAGAGUCAUAUAAUCGCAAGCAUGGGAAUGUGCUCUCGAAGUUCCAGAAAGCUCGAGCAGAGCAGCCAGUUAAGCAGGACGACCAAGAAACGGACGCAGAAGGUCCUGCAGAGUUACACGGCUUAGAGCCCAUCCCGCAGCCAGAUGUCGUCGAACGUCCCAGACAGAGGCCGACCUACACCACACUCGCGCCGUGGCAGGCGAAUGCUAUAAGAGUGGUUCAUCGAGAAUCGAAAAGCUUUGCAGAACUUGGUGUUUCAGAGGCGGUGGUUGACAAUCUGCGGAAGAAUGGUGUUCAGAAGUCGUUCCCGAUCCAGACGACGGUGCUGCCAUUAUUGCUUGCGGGCAAGCAGCUUCAUGCUGGGGACAUCUGCGUGUCAGCAGCAACAGGCUCCGGCAAGACACUUGCUUACGUUGUGCCAUUAAUCGAGGAUCUGAAAGACUCUUCAAACACGCAACUACGAGCUGUGAUUGUCGUACCUACGCGGGAACUGGUGCAGCAAGUACGACAGUCAUGUGAAAUUUGCGCGGCAGGUACGAAGCUCAAGAUCGCGGCAGCUUCUGGAAGCAAAAGUAUGAAGGAAGAGCAGGAGCUGCUCACGUGUGAAGAAGAAAUUUACGACCCUGAACAAUGGCAGCGAGAACAGCGCGCCCCAAUGGACUGGUCCAAGUUCUCCAUGACCACAUUUCUGGACGAGGUGGAAAGGCAACGAAGCUCAAGGUCCAUUCACUUUGUGAGACGAUUUUGCUCGAAGGUUGAUAUUUUGAUCACAACGCCUGGCAGGCUGGUCGAUCACCUGCGCUCAACGUCAGGCUUCAAUCUCGAUCACGUCCAGUGGAUGGUUGUAGAUGAGGCAGAUCGAUUGCUCAACGAGAGCUAUCAAGACUGGAUUGACACCGUCGUUCCCGCACUGCAAUCACAAGCCGCGACCGCCAGGAGGGACGAGCUGUUGAAGCACAUGCGAAUGGAGCCGCCACCGCGAGUUGUGCGAAAGGUCCUCCUUUCCGCGACCAUGACGAGUGAUAUCUCGAAACUCUCCUCACUCGGCUUGGACAAUCCCAAGCUGAUCGUGCUUGGUCAGCUUCAGGGGAGUAAAAAGGACACGGAGCAAGAUGCGAUCCCAGCCCCGACCACGGAAGGCGAUUACCAUCUACCACCAUCACUCACUGAGAAUGUGAUACCUAUCAAGGACGGGUACGAGAAACCAUUGUAUCUCCUCUCGCUGCUCCAGAAGAGAAUCUUCGCAUCUCCUCGGAACGGAUUGAAGGAAAAGGGCGUCGGAAACACUGCCAGAAAGCAGCAGAGUGAUGGCGAUUCAGACUCAGAGGCAUCUUCGGCCUCUUCAUCAUCUGACAACGAAGGGUCAACGUCAAGCUCAGAAAUCAGCUCAACGUCUGACUCUGACUCCGACUCCGACUCGGAAAGCGCAGCCUCAACUUCAUCGCAGUCUUCCGCUUCAAGCACCGUCUCUCCCGCCCACGACUUCCUCCAUCCCAUCAGUACAUCAAGAUCCAGCCCCGUCCGGGCUCUGAUAUUCACACGCUCAACCUCUGCCACCCAACGCCUGUUCCGCCUCCUCUCGCUCCUGGACCCGACCCUCUCUUCCUCCAUCAGCACACUCACCAAGUCCACCUCGACUUCCUCAGCCUCUCGCCGUGCCCUGUCGUUAUUCCGUUCCGGAAAGACGGCCGUCCUCAUAGCGACGGAUCGUGCCUCUCGUGGUCUGGACAUACCUGACCUCAGCCACGUGGUAUCCUAUGACGUGCCCAGUAGCGCGCUGACCUAUGUGCAUCGUGUCGGCAGGACAGCCAGGGCUGGGAAAGAGGGAACUGCGUGGACAUUGGUGGAGCAUAGGGAAGCAAAGUGGUUCUGGGGUGAAAUUGGAGGGAAAGGUGGUGAGCUGGGAGCUGAAGGCGGGAAAAUAGGCAGGCAAGGAGGGAAGAAGCCGGUCAAGGUCAACGACUUGGAGGUUGACGCCGAGAAGUGGAAGGAGCGGUAUGAGGAAGCUUUGGCGAAGUUGGGAGAGGAGGUCCGGGGGUCGUGA
Messenger RNA from Cyphellophora attinorum, 2430 nucleotides. RefSeq names its product ATP-dependent RNA helicase dbp6. The transcript has a single exon. Gene Ontology annotation, cellular component: nucleus. Bases 1 to 2430 code for a protein of 809 amino acids. Gene Ontology annotation, molecular function: RNA helicase activity; ATP binding; nucleic acid binding. Lineage: Eukaryota; Fungi; Ascomycota; Eurotiomycetes; Chaetothyriales; Cyphellophoraceae. The record is from RefSeq and is a predicted model, not a curated record.